CUCGGGCAUGGGCUCCCUGUCUCUAUCCCUGUCGCCCAUGCUGCAUGGCUUCUGGGUAGACCCCAGCAAUGCGUGCCUCUUCCACUUUCACGGGGGCCGCCCGCUCGACGCUCCAGAUGUCUCCAAUUCGUAUGUGCUGCUCGUUUCACUGACCGCAUCCUUCCACCUUCCAAGGGGCAGGUUCAUUACACAGUACAUAUCAUCUUGAUGCGCCGCCCCUCGCGGGCCGCUCACUGAUCUUUUGAUGCUCCUCCCUCUGUCGUAGGGACCAACGCCUGACCAACGCAGGCCGAUUCAGCACGAUACAUGAUGCAGAUGCUGGGGUCUGCCCAUGCUGUCCUUCGUUUGGCCAUACUUUAGCCCACAAUCUCCAAGGUUUCUCCAUCCUCACACAAUCUGCCAACGACGCCACUGACUCGAUUGCUUCUGCUUGGGCCGGCGCCGGUUGGCCCUCACACCACCAACCGCGGGCUCGCCUCCUGCCCGCACGCACGGCAUUGAUUCUGGGACCCUCCAGGGUCCUACAGGCCGGCACGCAUUGCUGACCAUGUGGAUCGAUGCAAGCGCGAGGCAGAGUAGGAAUAGUCGCGAGCCCACGACCCGCGAAUCAUCCUCACCGCAUGAAGCAGCCGACAUAGGGUCGGCCAUUCUUUAAUCGUAAUGCCUCAUGGCUCUUCCGGACCGCCGUCAACUCCAGUUUCCAACAACAUCAAUAUUGCCAACGCCUCGCCGCCGCCAACCUCCUCCCCGGCGGCCCAGAGGUUCAACCCACCGCCCACAGACAGCAACGCCACGAUGAAGAAGACCAAGGUCUUCGGACCGGCCUCCCCUACCACUGCGAGGCCGCGGACAGGCCACCAGAGCAUCCGGGGCCUAAGAAUAUCGGGUCCCAUCCCCAUGCCGAGCACAAACCCCAUAGAGGACGACGAGUUUCCAAUACGGAACCCUGGGACCGGCAUUGCAAGUGCAACACCGCUGGACAGUGAGCCCGUCCCGCAGCACGCACCGCAGCACGCACCGCAACACGCACCGCAACAGACAAUCCCGACCCUUGCCUCGCCUGUGACACAAACCUUCUCUCCCGUCGCACAGUCUGCCGCAACACCGGUUCGUGCCGACACGGUCGACGUUCCACAAACCGUCCCGGAGCACCCUGGUUCGCCGUCGCCGCACCCGUACACUCACCCGCGCGCAUCAUCCGGGCCGAGCCCCGACGGCGGCGCCUCUUCCGCCGCAUCCGCCGCGAGGAGCUCUCCGGCUCGAUACCAGCGGACGAACCCCCCCUCCGCCAACACGCGGUUCUCGACCCUGAGCAUCAAUUCCGGCAAGACGGGCGACACAUCUGCUCACGAUGUCUCCAACAGCCCACCCCAGCGCAAGAAGUCAACCCUGCGCUCCGCUCUCAGCAAGUUCUUGCGCCGCAAGAAGAAGGAGGGCAGUCUGAGCUCUGUCAGCGAAACCGACCGCCAGUCUGCACUGGGCGGUGGCCCGCCGCAACAUCGCAGUGUUCCUCCGGCCGCGAGACUGGAUGCUGCGCGGCAAAACGAACCGGCGAAGCGCGUGGCAUCUAUGCCCGUCAACGAGUUCGACCGGGCCCUGCGGUCACAUUCGAUAGGGCCAGAUGACAUAACGGCCAUAGAGAGCGCGCGGAAUUCCUUGUCAUUCGAUGCUCUGGGAUCAUCACCCAACCGAAGGCGCGCCACCACAGCCACCAACAGCAAACUCUAUCUCAUGAUGGCCCCCAACCCACGGAGCCGAGGAGAAGAGUGGGCCGGCUUGUCUCCCCGGCCAGCAAGCACGCAUGCCCGCGGAAGUCGCUUUACCGAGGACGACCCCGAGGAGAUUGGCCGGGCGCUCACCAGCGACGCUGGCGGCGAGAAUGGGCACAAGCGACGCUCGCGGUCUCUGUCGCAGCUGUAUGAAGUGGCGCAGGAGCAGAAGGAGUCCCGGCGCCGCAGCCGCAGUGACGAGAUCCGCUUUUGGAGGGAAAGCUAUGACAUCCCGGGGCCACUGUCGCCACUCUCGUCGAACCCCAACGAGAACGAGACAGAUAUCGGCAACGAAGACCAAUUCGAACAUGGCCGGGCAUCAAUGAGCAUAGCGGAGUCGCAGGCAGCCGACAAGGCACCCAAAACACCACCGCAGCCUUUCAAUUUUGGGACCUUGUCCUCCAUGAACGAGAUGGCCGGGAUGAAAAUCACGCAGGCUGCAACUCUGGACGAGAGAUUUGGCUGCCUUGAAUCCCGUGUAUACAGGCUCGAGCGGGUGGUCAACCAGCUCUGCCACUCGGUGCCGGGGUUCAAGGGCCCUUUCAUGGAGGUCAGCACCGGGGCCGGGAGCCGCAGCGGUCUCCAGCGCUCGGGCUCAGGGGCCGCGUCUGCGUCCGGGGUCCACGGGGUCCACCGUGUCCCCUCGAACCAGCCGACGUACGCAUACAGCAACGUCGUACCGCCCAUGAUUCCUUCCAUCUACCAGACCAACAGCCGCGACGCAGGGCUGGCACCGUCCUCCCGCCGGUCGGCCGACACCGCCGACGACAACACCUCCUCUCGCAUGUCGUUCGGUGAGGGACGCACUUACAUCGACUCCUUGCACCCUCCUUCGUCAUCUGCAACGCAGGAUCAGUCUACCACCGGCGCCUCGGCGCCACAAGGGGCCGCGCUCCUCAGGCCAAAAUCCGAAUCCACCGUGCGCCCUGCAACGAGCAUGCCCUCGCUGGGACCCCGGGCAUCUCAGUCAAGCAUCGAGGAUUACCCACAGAAUAGCGCAGCUCUCGUCGCGCAGCUCGAGAGCGAGCGCGCAGCCCGUCAAGUCCUCGAGGACCAGGUGCGCAAGCUUUCGGAGCGCAUGAACAACCUGUCAUCCACGAUGUUUGCCAUGGUGCGAGACCCGGCAAAGUCCAAGUCGAACGAGCGCCUGCGGCCGCAGACGGCGACUUCAGCCACCAUGCCUUCCAACAACACCCACCUAGCGCCCAUCUCGGUCAACACGAACAGGGUUGUACCCAACGUGGACCCGUCAAGCAAGGCGCAGAGCAUCUUCGGAAAGGACAGCCACUUCAGCAGCGUCACCAACUCGCCUGCGGUCGAGACCGCCGACGACGAGUUCUCCGAGGCGUUCCAGACGCCGAGGGAGGAGCCAGGCGCGACCCCGAACCCACAGCAGUACGAGCCGUUCGGCGGCGUGGACGAGUUUGGCGGCGUCGUGGCGGGUGACGAGGACGAGGCUGACCUGACGAGGAAAAAGGCUGCCAGGACCCUGAGCUUGAGCCAGCUGACCAUGGGCAAGGGGCUGCCGACGAGGAUCUGAGCGGGUGUGGCCUUCCGCAGCCAGCCCUCUGCCUCCACCGACGAGAGUCAACCCGCCAUUAUCACGCUAAGCAUGUCUUUGUAUUCCAACCGUUCCCGUUCCGGAUCACCAUCACUACAACCUACACGACCAAAGCACGAAACGACCACCCAGUGUACACCUCAUGCUACCACAUCAAACCGCACAAAGAGAGAAGAAUAUCCCGGUGCUCUUUACAGACGAAAGAUACCCAGCCCUGCCGUUUUCAUCUGCUGUAUUUUUAGACAAGUCCAUUUUUCAACCAAUUUUUGCAGGGCGUCUAGCGCAACGAGGACGUGGCGAGCGAUCGAGCGUGCUGCGCUUCUUUGGUGGAGGCACGCGUGCUAUCUUGUUAUUUUAAUCCUUCUCAACCGGCGUGUCUGUUGGCAGAGGGGCGGGCCUAGGCGUGUUCCACGGGGAAGGGAUUGGGCGGUGGCAGAUCUGAUUCCGUAUUUAUUUACCAUUCAGCGAGAGAGGCACCUCUGCAUUCUCACCUAGACCGGGUCAAGGGUUUGUCAUAUCUAGUGCUCCUGUCUUCCAUAUUCAGGAUGUGUCUUAAUUUUCCUCCUACGUUUCACUUUGUUGAUUUAGCUUACCAUCAUUUUCUUGUGUCUCAACUUCAAUUUCUACCUCCGAUUUCGACCUACCUGGUCCGUGGCUGCUGAUGGUCGGGAGGGUGUGGAUGCAUGUAUGUAGCUUGACCUGGCCUGCCAUUCUUCACGAGGCCGCCUACUCUCCCGCCUUUCUGCUUCGAUCAUUCUGAGAAUAGGGCGCAGCGCGGCAUUUGUCUAUUCACACGCGAGUCACACAUUGUCCUUGAGGCGUACUUGUCCGCCUGCAC
Messenger RNA from Diaporthe batatas, 4168 nucleotides. RefSeq lists its product as uncharacterized. Lineage: Eukaryota; Fungi; Ascomycota; Sordariomycetes; Diaporthales; Diaporthaceae. Bases 661 to 3309 code for a protein of 882 amino acids. The transcript has 2 exons. The record is from RefSeq and is a predicted model, not a curated record.